GAAUUUGAGUUUAAAUUAUAAGACCUAAUUAUGAGUGAUCAAAUCAAAUUCAUCGUGGACAAUCUCAAUAAGGAGCCUUUUAGGAAGAACUGUAACUUAAUCACAUUUGAUUCCCUGGAGCCAAUGCAACUAUUACAAGUUCUCAGUGAUGUUCUGGCUGAGAUUGACCCAAAGCAAGUUGUUGAUAUCAGAGAGGAGAUGCCAGAGCAGACAGCCAAAAGGAUGUUGAACCUUCUUGGUAUCCUUAAAUACAAACCUCCAGGAAAUGCCAUGGACAUGAGUAACUUUCGUCAGUGUCUGGUGAUUGGAAGUAAACCUGUAAUUUACCCAGUGCUCCACUGGCUUCUUCAGAGAACUAAUGAACUGAAGAAAAGAGCAUAUUUAGCUCAUUUUUUAAUAAAACUUGAAGUACCAAGUGAGUUUCUUCAGGAUGAAACCGUGGCCGAUACCAAUAAACAGUAUGAAGAUUUGAUGGAAGCCUUUAAAACUUUGCAUAAAGAAUGUGAGCAGCUCAAGACAUCUGGAUUUUCUACAGCAGAAAUAAGAAGGGAUGUCAGUGCAAUGGAGGAAGAAAAGGAUCAGCUCAUUAAGAGAGUUGAACGUUUGAAGAAAAGGGUGGAGACAGUUCAGAAUCAUCAAUGGAUGCUUAAAAUAGCAAGGCAACUUCGAGUUGAGAAAGAGAGAGAAUUUCUUGCACAACAGAAACAGGGACAAAAGAAUCAGCUAUUUCAUGCAGUGCAGAGACUGCAAAGAAUACAAAACCAGUUGAAAAGUAUGCGCCAUGCAACAGCAGAUGCGAAGCCUGAAAGUUUAAUGAAGAGGCUAGAGGAGGAGAUAAAGUUUAAUUCAUAUAUGGUAACUGAAAAAUUUCCUAAAGAAUUAGAGAACAAGAAAAAAGAAUUGCAUUUUUUACAGAAAGUGGUUUCAGAGCCUGCUAUGGGUCAUUCUGAUCUUCUUGAACUUGAAUCUAAAAUAAAUGAAAUGAACACACAGAUCAGUCAGCUGAUUGAAAAGAAAAUGAUGAGAAAUGAGCCAAUUGAAGGCAAACUGUCACUAUAUAGGCAACAGGCAUCCAUCGUUUCUCGUAAAAAAGAAGCCAAAGCUGAGGAACUUCAGGAGGCAAAGGAGAAGUUAGCCAACUUAGAGAGAGAAGUGUCAGUGAAGACAAAUCAGACCCGUGAAUUUGAUGGCACCGAAUUUUUCAAGGGAGAUGAAGGGACACAGUUCUACUCUCAGGUACAUUCCCAGCUGUAA
Molecule: messenger RNA, 1254 nt
Organism: Balaenoptera musculus (blue whale)
Lineage: Eukaryota; Metazoa; Chordata; Mammalia; Artiodactyla; Balaenopteridae
Product: intraflagellar transport protein 81 homolog
Exons: 2
Coding region: 31-1254 (407 amino acids)
Biological process (GO): cilium assembly; intraciliary transport
Cellular component (GO): centrosome; cilium; intraciliary transport particle B
Molecular function (GO): tubulin binding
Source: RefSeq, a predicted model, not a curated record